Ixodes scapularis (black-legged tick) is the source of this 9851-nucleotide messenger RNA. Its product is annotated as glutamate synthase [NADH]. The transcript is spliced from 44 exons. The coding region runs from base 619 to 6789 and encodes 2056 amino acids. Gene Ontology annotation, molecular function: FMN binding; glutamate synthase (NADH) activity; iron-sulfur cluster binding. Lineage: Eukaryota; Metazoa; Arthropoda; Arachnida; Ixodida; Ixodidae. The record is from RefSeq and is a predicted model, not a curated record.
ACACUUAGAGCGCGAGGGCGCUUCCGUUCCGAAACGGAAAGCGUUCUCUCCCUCCGCAUAUCUCCGCGAUUCGCUGCCGUUUCCGAAGCAGCGGAGCGGCUUCCUCGGCAGAGAAGUAAGACAAGUGCGCGGCCCGGUCUGAGCGAUUUGAGUGCGUGGUUCUGUCGCUGCCCUUUACGUCGCCUACCUCGAAGGUCGCACCGCCGAUUCGUGUGUUCCGUGCGUGUGUUUUCGUGCCAGACGUCGGUUCAUUCCGCAGGACUCCGAACCUCCGGAGAAGCCAGCCGACGAUUUUGGAACCGCAGAGAGAGAGAGAGAAAAACAGAAAAUAAGAAAUCGGACUGCCGGGCCCCUGGCUUAUCGGCGAAAUAAUUUCGCAUCGGCCGUGCAGAAGUCUCCACUGAUCGCCGUCGUGAGUGUGUGAAAAAAAAAAAAAAAAAAAAGAGAAAGCGCAGGCAAGCGAGUGGUGGCUACGCGGAGAGAAGGCUACCAAGGAAAAGCAAAAGCAAAAACAGGACGUACAGACUGAAAAGAAGACUAAAAGGCUCUGACUCGGUUGUGGCCGUCGUCGGCGGAACCAGCAGCGGAGGCGGAGCCCGGGGAGCGGCGGCUGCCGGCAUGGCGGCCUGUUCGUGCGGUCUUCCCCCGGCCAGAGGCCUGUACAGCCCCGAGCAGGAGAGGGAGGCCUGCGGGGUGGGCUUCAUCGUCAGCAUCGAGGGGACGCCCUCGCACAAGCUCAUCCAAGAUGCGGAGACCAUGUCCCGUCGCAUGGAGCACCGCGGAGCCUGUGCCUGCGACAACAACACCGGAGACGGAGCUGGAGUCAUGAUGUCCAUUCCAGACAACUUCUAUCGCAAGAAGCUCAAGGAGGAGUUGAAUGUGACCCUGCCUCCCCAUGGCGAAUAUGCCACUGGAAUCAUCUACAUGGAGAAAAUGACCGCACCUCAAGCUGAGAAGGAGUUUGAGGAGGAAGCCACCUCCAACGGACUCAAGGUUCUGUGCUGGCGGACAUUACCCACGGAUGACUCCACUCUGGGUUCUGUGGCGAGGUCCACGGAGCCCUUCAUGAGGCACGUCUUCAUUGUGGCCACCAGGGGGCAGACUGGAGACACAUUCAAGAGAGAUGUGUUCGUGCUCCGCAAAGCCUCUUCACACAAGAUUCCAACUGACAAGCUGAGAUUCUACAUCUGCAGUCUUUCCGUUGAUACCAUUGUCUACAAGGGCCAGCUGACGACGACCCAGCUGUGGCGCUACUUCCUGGACCUGCAGGACCCGACGUGCGAGACCUACCUGGCCCUGGUUCAUGCACGCUUCUCCACCAACACCUUCCCCAGCUGGGAGAGGGCACACCCGCUCAGGGUCCUGGCGCACAACGGGGAGAUCAACACGCUGCGGGGCAACGUGAAUCUGAUGCGAGCUCGCGAGGGCGUCAUGCACACCACCAUCUUCGGGGACAAGCUGAAGGAGCUGUACCCCGUGGUGGAGCCCAACCUGUCCGACUCCGGCAGCGUGGACACCGUCCUCGAGUUCCUUGUCAUGGCCGGACAGCGCUCGCUGCCCGAGGCUGUGAUGACGAUGGUUCCGGAGGCGUGGCAGAACAACGACCAAAUGAUUCCCGAGAAGCGCCAGUUCUACCAGUGGAGUGGUUGUGCCAUGGAGCCUUGGGAUGGACCAGCACUGCUGACCUUCUCUGACGGGCGCUAUGUGGGGGCCAUCUUGGACCGUAAUGGCUUGCGUCCUUCCCGCUACUACAUCACCAAGGACAAGUACAUGGUGAUGGCCAGCGAAGUGGGUGUCCUGGACAUUCCCUCGGAGCUGAUAUUACAAAAGGGACGACUGAGGCCAGGCCGCAUGCUGCUGGUGGACACUGUGGAGAAAAAUGUGACAAAGGACGAAGAACUCAAGCUCCAGAUCGCACGCCAGCGACCUCUUGGCGAGUGGCUCAAAGAGAUGUUCACGCUGGAUGACCUCCACGAGGCUGCUGGUCCGGUGAAGGUGCCGGACCUCAGCCCGAUGAUAGAGCGCCAGUGCUCCAAGAGCAGCUCAGUGUUCACGGACCGCCGCCUGCCGCUGUUCGGCUACUCUCCGGAGACCAUCAACCUCCUCUUGCUCCCCAUGGUGCAGACAGAGAAAGAGGCCCUGGGCUCGAUGGGCAAUGACGCUGCCCUGGCCUGCCUGUCCCUGUACCAGCCCCUGGUGUACGACUACUUCAAGCAGCUCUUUGCCCAGGUCACCAACCCUCCCAUCGACCCCUUCCGGGAGAGGAUUGUCAUGUCACUGGCAUGCCCCAUUGGUCCUGAGGCAAACAUCCUGCAGCCCAGCCCGGAGCAGUGCCGCCGCCUGUGGCUGGAGCAGCCCAUCUUGUCCCUGAGGGACAUGGAGGUCAUCAAGCGCAACACCUACAAGGGAUGGAAGACCAAGGUGAUCGACAUGGUGUUUGCGGCCAGCGAGGGCGUCAAGGGCCUCUUCCGGGCAAUCAACAGAGUUUGCGACGAAGCCUGCGUCGCUGCCAAGAACGGCUACACCCUGCUGGUGCUCUCGGACCGCAGGGCGGGCCGGGACUACAUUCCCAUCAGUGCUGCCAUGGCAUUGGGGGCCGUCCACCAUCACCUCAUCAACAUGAGGCAACGUAUGAAGUGUGGACUCAUUCUGGAAACAGGUGAAGCUAGGGAGGUGCACCACAUGUGCGUGCUCCUCGGCUACGGCGCCGACGCCAUCUGCCCCUACCUGGUCUUUGAGAUGGUGGUCCUGCUGAGGGACGAUGGCCUGCUCAACCCUCCCCUCUCGGACGAGGAGAUCUUCAAGAACUAUGUGGCCGCCAUGGAGCGGGGUAUCGCCAAGGUGAUGGCCAAGAUGGGCAUCUCGACCCUGCACAGCUACAAGGGGGCCCAGAUCUUUGAGGCGGUAGGCCUGGCCGACGAGGUGAUCGACAAGUGCUUUAGGAACACGGCCUCCCGCCUGGGGGGCGCCACCUUUGAGGUGCUGGCGGCCGACCUGGUGCAGCGCCACGGCUUCGCCUAUGCCGAGCCGGACUAUGACAGCCUGGUACUGCGCAACUCCGGCCAGUACCACUGGCGCUCCGGCGGGGAGAGCCACGUCAACGACCCAGUCAGCAUCGCCAACCUACAGGAGGCUGCCAGCUCCAACAGUAAGGACACCUAUGCGAAGUAUGUGGAGAGCGCCAUGCAGAGCAUUCGGCAGUGCACCCUCAGGGGGCAGCUGGACUUCCAGUACUCCAAGACUCCACUGGACAUUUCCGAAGUGGAACCUGCCAAGGAGAUCGUAAAGCGCUUUGUCACCGGAGCCAUGAGCUUUGGAAGCAUCUCCAUCGAGGCGCACACGACGCUGGCCAUUGCCAUGAACCGUGCCGGAGGAAAGUCCAACACCGGCGAGGGCGGCGAGAAUGCCGACCGCUGGGCGCUCCAGCAUCCCGACAACAACAAGCGCUCUGCCAUCAAGCAGGUGGCGUCAGGGAGGUUUGGAGUGACAUCUGCGUACCUGGCCAACAGUGAUGAACUCCAGAUCAAAAUGGCUCAGGGAGCCAAGCCUGGUGAAGGUGGAGAACUGCCAGGCUAUAAGGUGACCCAAGACAUUGCCAAGACGCGACAUUCCAUCCCCGGAGUGGGACUGAUCAGCCCCCCACCUCACCACGACAUCUACUCCAUCGAGGAUCUGGCUGAGCUGAUCUACGACCUGAAGUGUUCCAACCCAUCUGCCCGCAUCUCUGUCAAGCUGGUCUCCGAGGUUGGUGUGGGAGUGGUGGCUUCAGGAGUAGCCAAGGGCAAGGCGGAGCACAUCACCAUCUCGGGCCAUGACGGGGGCACGGGAGCAAGCAGCUGGACAGGCAUCAAGGGGGCGGGGCUCCCCUGGGAGCUGGGCAUCGCAGAGACGCACCAGACCUUGGUGCAGAAUGACCUACGCUCGCGCGUCGUGCUCCAGGCGGACGGACAGAUUCGCACCGGAUUCGACGUGUUAAUAGCUUCCAUUCUGGGAGCGGAUGAGUUUGGCUUUUCCACGGCCCCACUCAUUGUCAUGGGGUGCACCAUGAUGCGGAAGUGCCACCUCAACACGUGUCCGGUGGGAAUCGCCACUCAGGACCCCGAGCUGCGCAAGAAGUUUGAAGGUAAACCCGAACACGUGGUCAACUACCUGUUCCUCCUGGCUGAAGAGGUGCGCAGCCACCUAGCCAAGCUGGGCUUGCGCAGCCUCCAGGAGGCGGUGGGGCGCACGGACCUCCUCAAGGUGUUCCCCAAUGCGGCCAACCCCAAGGCGGCGCUGCUCAACUAUGAGCCCAUCCUGCUGAACGCGCUGAGCCUCAGGCCGGGCACCAACAUCCGUGGAGGGAGCGUCGCGCAGGACUUUGAGCUGGGGAAACGCAUGGACAAUCUGCUGAUCAAGCAGGCCAAGGCCGUGCUUGAGGGUCGGUCCAAGGAGGUCACCCUUCACAUGGACAUCACCAAUGAGGACCGGGCAUUUGCCACUACGCUCAGCUAUCACAUUGCAAAAAAGUAUGACGACAAUGGCCUCCCGGAGGGAUCUCGGAUCAGCGUCUUUUUGAAGGGAUCAGCAGGCCAGAGCUUCUGCGCAUUCCUUUCCAAGGGCGUCUAUGUCACCCUCGAAGGAGACGCCAACGAUUACGUCGCCAAGGGCCUCUCUGGAGGGGAGCUGGUGAUCUUCCCUCCCAAGGACCUUCCUCCCGAAUUUAAGUCCGAGGAAAACGUCCUGGUGGGCAACACGUGCCUGUACGGGGCCACGGCGGGGAAGGCCUUCUUCAGGGGGCUUGCCGCCGAGCGCUUCUGCGUUCGCAACUCCGGAGCCACGGCCGUCAUCGAGGGUGUCGGAGACCAUGGUUGUGAAUACAUGACGGGAGGCUUGGUAGUGAUCCUGGGUGUCACAGGGAGGAACUUUGCAGCAGGCAUGUCUGGUGGAAUCGCCUAUGUUCUGGACGUGGAUGGCCUCUUCAAGAACAAGUGCAACAAAAUGAUGGUGGACCUACUUCCGCUGGAGCUGUCCGAGGACCUGGACACAGUGGACGCAUUGAUCCGCGAGUUUUACGAUGUGACCGGAUCGGCCGUCGCGGCUUCCCUGCUUUCCAAGUGGCCAGAGUCGGCCAAACUCUUCGUCAAGGUGUUCCCCAAGGAGUACCAGAGGGCCCUGAAACAGAUGGAAGAAGAAAAGCUGACCGCCCAGAAGGAGAAGGCUGCUGUGGACAACAAGGUGGCUGACAUUGAGGAGGUCGUGACUGAUGCCGAGCUCAAAAAGAAGCAGCUGGAGAACCUCGACAAGACCAGGGGCUUCAUGAAGUACAAGCGUGAGACCGAGUACUACCGGCCGGCCAUGCAGCGUAUGCAGGACUGGAAGGAGAUCUACAACAAGGCGGCUGUCCGCAAGAACAUCAGGGUCCAGGCUGCAAGGUGCAUGGAAUGUGGAGUUCCCUUCUGCCAGUCGUCCCAUGGCUGUCCUCUCGGGAACAUUAUUCCCAAGUGGAAUGACCUUGUGUUCAAGCAAGACUGGAAGGAGGCCCUCGCCCAGCUCCUCCAGACCAACAACUUCCCGGAGUUCACGGGCCGGGUGUGCCCCGCCCCCUGCGAGGGCGCCUGCGUGCUGGGCAUUAACGAGCCAGCCGUGACCAUCAAGAACAUAGAGUGCUCGAUCAUUGACAAUGCCUUCGAGAAGGGCUGGAUCGUGCCCUGUCCUCCCGAAGUCCGCUCGGGGAAGAGCGUGGCCAUCGUGGGCGGAGGUCCUGCGGGGCUUGCCGCCGCCGCACAGCUCAACAAGGCGGGUCAUUCUGUGACCCUUUAUGAAAGGAACGACAGGAUUGGAGGUCUGCUGCAGUACGGCAUCCCCACCAUGAAACUGGGCAAGGACGUGGUGCAACGACGUGUGGAUCUGAUGGCGCAAGAGGGCGUCAACUUUGUCACGUCGACCGACGUUGGCAAGGACGUUGCGGGCAGCGAACUUCUGGCACGCUUCGACGCCAUUCUGUUGACCACUGGCUCGACCUGGCCUAGGGAUCUUCCCAUUCCAGGGCGCCACCUGGAGGGUAUCCACUUUGCCAUGAGCUUCCUGGAGACCUGGCAGAAGAAGCAGAUGGGCAAUGACAUCGACCACCUGCCCCUCUCGGCCCGCAACAAGGACGUCAUUGUCAUCGGCGGAGGCGACACCGGCGUCGACUGCAUCGCCACCUCCCUUCGACACGGGGCCCGCAGCAUUGUGACCUUCGAGAUCCUUCCUCAGCCCCCUCCGACACGUGGAGAGGGCAACCCUUGGCCUCAGUGGCCUCGCAUCAUGCGCGUGGACUACGGCCAUGAGGAAGUGAGGCUCAAGUACGGACAGGACCCCCGGCACUUCUCUAUCCUCAGCAAGGAGUUCCUGGACAAUGGCCAGGGACAUGUGUCGGGCAUCAGGACGGUGCAAGUGAAGUGGACCAAAGAUGCCACUGGUCGGUGGAACAUGGAAGAAGUCCCGGACACUAGCAAGGUUUUCAAGGCGGACCUGGUGCUGCUGGCGAUGGGUUUUCUGGGCCCCGAAAAGUACCUCAUCGACGAGCUGAGCCUGGAACAGGACCCCCGCUGCAACAUCCGCACCCCGGCGGGCCGCUACAGCACCUCCGUUCAUCGGGUCUAUGCGGCCGGAGACUGCCGCAAGGGACAGUCCCUGGUGGUGCACGCCAUCAACGAAGGCCGCCAAGCUGCCCGCGAGAUCGACAGGGACCUUACCGGAAAGAGCGUCCUGGCAGGGCCCGGGGGGGUCAUCCCCCACGUGUCUGAGCUCAUCGUGGGCAGCUAAGCCCUCCAGCCGGACUUCGGCGGUGGGGUAUCGCCGCCUGGCCCGAACUUCUUGCCGUUCGUCUCGCGGCACCAAUCUUCUCGUGCUCCUUUCGUGGUUCCCUCUGUCCCAGUCUGGCAUCUUCAGGGCUUUGGGGAAAAGUGUGAAAAAAAAAAAAAAUGAAGCCCACUCUGUUACUGUUAGUGGAGUUGUUAUCGUGGCCUGCAGUUUUACGUGUACUAUCGGUAGGAAACGAAAUACAAAUGCCGGAACUCGUUGCCUUCGAGACAUACUGUGCUACCUGGAGGCCCAUAAAACUGCGGAGUGGAAAGGAGGAUGUGCAUGUUGAAGUGCGCCCUCUCGCAGCCCGCUCUCCACUCCGCAGUCUUACGAGCCUGCAGAUAGCGCAGGCAUUGAAGGCCAUGCAUUCCAGUAUUCACGUUUCAUUCCGUGUCAUUAGUGCAAAACUUUUGUUGUCAUUGGGCUGAGGCGGGGGGAUAGCGUCGCCCGGAGAGAAGGGAAACGUGAGCCAAAGACGUCUGGUCACUUUGGUGAGGAAUGCGUGUGUCAUUCCAGCUUGCAGUAUUACGAGAGUUCGAGACGCUCUUUAGCCGGGGCUUUGCCCGUCUGCCGCACCAUUGUGCGUGCGAGAGUUGUUGAGUCUUGGUGAGGCUGGGGGCAGGUUUGAGUUGUCGACCCGAUUUCUGAGGAAAUUGAUUGGUAAAUAGAAAGAAAUUCUUAGCAUCUUUAUCGAUUUUAUUUGGGUUGGUGCAGACCGGCGUAGGAGUGACUUUGGGUUUUUCAGGGAGUUGUAUUCUGCUCCUCAGGUAGGUCCUUCUAAAGAACCAUCUCUCACUUUUAUUGCAGCCUCCGCGAGAACUUUACUGCGUUGUACUGUUGAAAUGCAAGAAACUCGCCUCGAAAUGCCGUGUCGCUAUCUUUUCGAAGAGCCAUUUGUGUGAUGUUUUUAUGCAUUCCCGACAUAUUUAGAAUGGUCAACAGGAAGAUGCUAUCAAUAGAGAAACAAAGACAGCUCGGAGAGGAAACCACAAAACGUAGCACAAUCGUUAGGAACUACUGAAAAGUGCAGCUUAGAGUGGUAGUACCUUCACACGGCCGAGGAAAACAUUAGUCAAUCGUGGCCAUUGCCUGGCCACAAAAAUUUUGUCCGUCUUUGCUUUGCCGAGCUUCUUAGCCAGGUUCUUUCGGCCAAGCUUAUUUUGCCAAGGACCUUGCGAGUUACCUACCACGCUCGGUGUCUUCGUCACAUAUCCGUCGUCGGUCUCGUUGUGAUUCCAGCACCACCUUUUUGUCCGUGUGGCGUACUGUGCUUUGUGCCCUUGUAGCCGCUUGGCAGCAAUACUUGCAGCAGCGCCUCGGAGAAGAAAACUUGCGUCGGUACGUCGAAGUCUUUCAUAGUGUGGUGCUACAUGGGCUUCCGCUUCAUUCCUUGUUCCCGACGUCGUAGAUCGGUUUUGUCCGUCAGUGUUUCGAAGGAAAGAAAUCGGCUCGAAUCACGCCGAAGGGCAUAGGCGCCGUCGGUCGGUUGGUUUCGCACUGCCAGUCGACGGGCAAUGACGUCAUCAAUAGCAAAUGUUUCAAUCACGAGAAGAGUUUGACGCGUCAUGGGGCAGCUCAGUUUCACGAGAUCGUUCUUUUGCUUGGCAUUUAGGCAUUGCAGCUAACUGUCCGUCGCAUUUUAGACUUACUGUUUUGUUUACAAUCAAGCUAUCCUCCGAGUGGGCUGAAUUCUGGAGUUUUUUCGAAUUGGCGCAGUGUACUUACACCAGUUCUUGUCUCUGUUCGUUUUUGUUUUAGUAGCUAUUGCGAUGUUUUGUGAACUGGCACCGCUGGGUGUCGGGUUACAGCAGCAUAAAGAAAUGCUUUUCUUAAACCUUGUGCGUCGAUGCUAGACAUUUAUUAUUUAAAGUUAGACCAUUUAAAAAACUGUGCAGGAAUGGCACAUGUUAGCAUUGCACGGAUGUCCAGAUACAACGGCAGAAAUGUAUAAAUGUAUCUCAAGAAAUGCAGAAGACAGAAGGGGAAUGCGAUGCACAUACUUAUUUAGUGGCGCUUGUUUAAUUACAGCGUGUGCCAACAGCAACGUGUACUAUUCAUAGUUGUUGAGUUUUCAGAGAUUUACAGACUGAAGCUUUUGCAGAUAUUAUGCUUUCAUAACUUAAACAUACAUUACCGUAAUAUCCCGAGAUAGCCCACAUAAAAUCGAGUGAAAAUACGGAGUGGGCUCAUUUUCAGAGUGCAAUCAAGAGAAAUUAAAAAAUGCUAUUUUUAGUAUAUCUGUCCCUGCCAAACUUAUUCCGGCGAGGGGCAGUGUAGCAAAGAUACCUACUUCCUGGUCAGCAACCUUUGCUUAUAUCGCGCCUUAGCUAACAAGCUUUAUUUACGCCAAGGUCAUCAUUGAUCCGAACACUACUUUUACUUAGAGUGGCCUAUCUUUUGGUGCUUCAGAAAGAAAAAAAAAAAGAAAAUUAAGUUAAACAUAGAAGUGGGUUAGCUCUCGGGGCUGGGGAUUCUCUCCGGAUAUUACGGUAAUUCAGAUGAAUGACCUAGUCGAGAAAAGUAUAUUUAGGACCGUGCACACUAGUCACAAUUUUCAAACUUUUAAUUGGAAACAAUUUUUUUUUUUUUUUUAAUUUUAGACUGCUGAAAUUUAUACCAGAGAUUGCAUUGAUACCUUCCUGUUGUUUUGUAUUUGGUUUAUAUGUACAGUUCUGAGCCUCUAUACGAUUUGGAUUUUUUCGUUCUGUGGCUUACGAUUGCAAACCACCAGUCUUUCAGGGUAGAUGACUUCCACUGAAACUGUGCUGUCCUUAGCCAUAUACGAAGAAACAGUAUAUACACAAGUGGAACUGGUAGAGAUGUGUUUAUGCAUGCAUAGGCUAGAACAAAUCAUUGAGGAGGUGUAAGGCAGCAGCUUAUCUUUUGGUUUUUUCAGCAUCUUCUUUGACACGGAUCUGGUGAACAUUUCAACACUGCACGUCGUUUUUGUGGAGUAUCAACAUCUGUGUCCAUGUAAAUAGCUGUUAUGUAAAGUAACACAUUAAAAUGGAAAAGAAUGAAAA